Molecule: messenger RNA, 3907 nt
Organism: Rattus norvegicus (Norway rat)
Lineage: Eukaryota; Metazoa; Chordata; Mammalia; Rodentia; Muridae
Gene: Dhcr24
Product: 24-dehydrocholesterol reductase
Exons: 9
Coding region: 86-1636 (516 amino acids)
Biological process (GO): steroid metabolic process; tissue development; cholesterol biosynthetic process
Cellular component (GO): nucleus; endoplasmic reticulum membrane; Golgi membrane
Molecular function (GO): flavin adenine dinucleotide binding; peptide antigen binding; oxidoreductase activity, acting on the CH-CH group of donors, NAD or NADP as acceptor
Source: RefSeq, marked validated
AGGCGCAGAGCCGGCGGAGCGCGGAGCGGGCUACGGUGACGGGCGGCGCGAGCCCGCACCCUCCCGCGCGGCGCGCCGCGACACCAUGGAGCCCGCCGUGUCGCUGGCCGUGUGCGCGCUGCUCUUUCUGCUCUGGGUGCGAGUGAAGGGGUUGGAGUUCGUUCUCAUCCACCAACGCUGGGUGUUUGUGUGCCUCUUCCUGCUACCGCUCUCCCUCAUCUUCGACAUCUACUACUACGUGCGCGCCUGGGUGGUGUUCAAGCUGAGCAGUGCGCCGCGCUUGCACGAGCAGCGCGUGCAGGACAUCCAGAAACAGGUACGGGAGUGGAAGGAGCAGGGCAGUAAGACCUUCAUGUGCACGGGGCGUCCUGGAUGGCUCACUGUCUCACUGCGGGUUGGGAAGUACAAGAAGACGCAUAAGAACAUCAUGAUCAACCUGAUGGACAUUCUGGAGGUGGACACCAAGAAACAGAUUGUGCGAGUGGAGCCCUUGGUGUCUAUGGGUCAGGUGACAGCUUUGCUGAACUCCAUUGGCUGGACUCUGCCUGUGUUGCCUGAACUCGAUGACCUCACAGUGGGGGGCCUGAUCAUGGGCACCGGCAUCGAGUCAUCGUCCCACAAGUAUGGCCUGUUCCAACACAUCUGUACGGCCUACGAGCUAAUCCUGGCAGAUGGCAGCUUUGUGCGCUGCACACCGUCUGAAAACUCAGACCUGUUCUAUGCCGUACCCUGGUCCUGUGGGACCCUGGGCUUCCUGGUGGCUGCCGAGAUCCGCAUCAUCCCUGCCAAGAAGUAUGUCAAACUGCGGUUUGAGCCAGUGCGGGGCCUGGAGGCCAUCUGUGAGAAAUUCACCCAUGAGUCCCAGCGGCUGGAGAACCACUUCGUGGAAGGGUUGCUGUAUUCCUUGGAUGAGGCUGUCAUCAUGACAGGGGUCAUGACGGAUGAUGUAGAGCCCAGCAAGCUGAAUAGCAUUGGCAGUUACUACAAGCCGUGGUUCUUCAAGCAUGUGGAGAACUACCUGAAGACAAACCGAGAGGGCCUUGAAUACAUUCCCCUGAGGCACUACUACCACCGCCACACGCGCAGCAUCUUCUGGGAGCUCCAGGACAUCAUCCCUUUUGGCAACAACCCCAUCUUCCGCUACCUCUUUGGCUGGAUGGUGCCUCCCAAGAUCUCCCUCCUGAAGCUGACCCAGGGCGAGACUCUGCGUAAACUGUAUGAACAGCAUCAUGUGGUACAGGACAUGCUGGUGCCCAUGAAAUGCCUGUCUCAGGCCCUGCAUACCUUCCAAAAUGACAUCCACGUCUACCCCAUCUGGCUGUGCCCGUUCAUCCUGCCCAGCCAGCCAGGACUUGUGCAUCCCAAGGGAGAUGAGGCUGAGCUCUACGUGGACAUCGGGGCAUAUGGGGAGCCACGGGUGAAGCACUUCGAGGCCAGGUCCUGCAUGAGGCAGCUGGAGAAGUUUGUGCGGAGCGUGCACGGGUUCCAGAUGUUAUACGCCGAUUGCUAUAUGAACCGGGAGGAAUUCUGGGAGAUGUUCGAUGGCUCCUUGUACCACAAGCUGCGCAAGCAGCUUGGCUGCCAGGACGCCUUCCCUGAGGUGUAUGACAAGAUCUGCAAGGCUGCGAGGCACUGAGCAGGGCCCCUGGGGAGCCAGCUGCAUGGGAAUGGACUCGCUCUCCCUCGCUCCAACUUCUCUGCUUUCCCAGAUUUCAGAGAGAAACCCCUUCAGAAAUCCCCGAGGUAGCCCGACGGCCUCCAGGGCAGCUCAAGCAAGUGGAAGCACGUGGGAUUUGGAGUCAGACAGAGCUAAGUCCCAGUCCCAGAUUAGCCACUCAUUAGCUGUGUGACUGAGUCUGGGCUAGUCACCUGACCCUGUGUGCCCCGUGUUCAUCUGUGAAAGGAGGUAUAAAUCCCUACCUGCUGGACGUCAUUCACACAAAGGGCCCAUCGUGUGGGAGGGGCUUCGUAAGUGGUAGCCAACACCGCUGCUUCCAUGUAACCUCACACCCGGCUCAUGCUUUGGAUUCAACAGCUGAGUCCAGACAGGUUCCCCACCGGUCACCUGUGCACGGGUUUGGCUGGCACCAUGAAGGGGAUUCCUUGGAGUUUCACCUGCAUAACCUGCAUCAGCCCCAAGAGGGCCUUCCCCUGGGUCUCGGGGAUUGAGGGUCAUCUGAUUGGCAGGCAGGCCCAGGAUGUGCUGUGCCAAAGCCAGGUCUGCUCCAAAGUGCUCUCUGCCAUCUUCGGACCGUCCUGCCCCUACUUGUGUGCUCAGGCCCUCGGGCCACCCCAGCCAUCACUGAGCCCACUCAAGACUGUUCCUGGAAGACAUCUCAAGAUGGGAAGCCUAGCCUUCCUGGGCUUUCCUUUCUUGACUUCCGGCAUCCAGGCCUCCUCUAGAGUCCACUGAGUCACAAUGGGGGCACAUGCUCAUGACUGUGUCACCUAGGGGUGGUUCCCACACUGAGUGAGAAAGGGGCAACCGCCCUGUUGUUACUGUGAGGACCCUCCCUGGGGUUGGAGAGAAAGCAUCCAGGGUCACUCAUCCCCCUCUCCCAUUUCGUUCCCACUCCCCCGGCUCUAGUUAAUUUCAGUGCCUUACAAAUCCUAAGCUCAGAGAAAGUUAGCUCCAUUUCCGUUCCUGAGGGAGGGGCCUCUGAGGUCCUCCUGCCUUGUUAAAGAAGUGUGGUUGGUUGUGCAGCCCCCACCUUCAGAACUGCCUGGCCCAGCUGAGAACCCAGAGUCUGAGGGGGAAUCAAGUUCUGGAAGGAAAGCCAGAACUCAAGCACUGAGCUGGUUGCAGUCUCCCCCACCCCGCCACCCCUGCUCCCCGCUCCAAAAGCUGCAAUUUUCUCACCCGUCAUGUCGGAACAUAAGAGCUCCUGAAACCUUUCUACCAGAUGGCGGUUAGGGACCGUUCAUCAGUAGCCCUUCCCUCCUCCACCAAGCCAGCUCCCAUCCAUGAUUUUCAUCCAUCUGGCAAGGGCCAGAACCCUUAGAGUCAUAGUCGAAGGAUGCUCACUGAUGCUGCUGUGGGGGUGGGGAUCCUGGUCAGUGCUACUGCAGUCCUGUGAAGGCCGGUGCACUCGGGGCAGUUGGAAGGCAGAAGAAUCACCUCAUCCAUUUGACCUGUGAAGGAAGUAACCUCACUUUGCUGUCUGAGCAGCAUGCGUUCCUGGCAUGGGCUCUCCUCGUGGUCCGUGUGCAUCCUUGCGCUCGCAGACCGAUGACCCUGCUUGCUGCAGGUGACUGGUCAGUGCGAGCUAGCUUAGUUAGUGUGGUGUAUAAGGCGCCAUCAUUCCUCCAGUAAGCCUCCAUCCCAAAGCAACUGAGGCUGUGGCAGUGAUGCCAGCAACCUGUGUCACCCAAAAUUAUCCAGCCCUCCACGGGCACUGCCUAGGACCUGGGGAGGGAAGGGACUUUGCAUCACAGUAGCCUCAGGUUCGUGUUUGGCUCUGGUAAUAUCUUGCCUGAAAAGUGGUGGUCUUCCAGGCAUGGUGUACGGGGUCCCAGCCUUGUCUUAAAGCCUGUCCUGUCAUCAUCCAGCCACGCAGUGGCUUGGUGGAGUCACUUUGCUCCUGUGGGACAGUGCGUGUAGGAAGUCAAUGCAAAGCCUCUCCCCUUCAUGGCUCUGGUUUCUUGGCUGCAUGGUUCUCUGUAAAUCCAGUUAUAGCCACUGUCUGGCUAGAAAGCUGAAUUGGCUGAUGCUGAAAGGGAAGAGGGGGAUGGGUGUGGCAGUGUGUGCUGUGUGAUAUUUUUUAAUUUGGUCAUGGGGACCAAGGAGAAGGCAUGAAUUCCCCUUGUCAGGCUCCUGCAGCCUUGGGCACUGUGCCUACUCUCCAGAACACGUCCCUGUGGCUCUGGGGCCACCACUUGUGUAAAAUAAAGUAUGGCCUGGACGAUG